This is a messenger RNA of Bufo bufo (common toad), 1815 nucleotides long. RefSeq names its product polypeptide N-acetylgalactosaminyltransferase 9 (gene GALNT9). Gene Ontology annotation, cellular component: Golgi apparatus. NCBI's taxonomy places the organism in Eukaryota, Metazoa, Chordata, Amphibia, Anura, Bufonidae. The record is from RefSeq and is a predicted model, not a curated record. The transcript has 11 exons. Bases 1 to 1815 code for a protein of 604 amino acids.
AUGGCGGUGGCACGAAAAAUCAAAACUUUGCUGACUGUGAAUAUCCUGGUUUUUGUGGGGAUCAUCCUGUUUUCAGUUUACUGUAGGAUCCAGGACAGAUCCCAGGAGCUGGUGCAGAUUGUGAGAAGUUCUGACCGCAGAGUAAGGAGCAGGAACACCAAAGUGGGAGCUUUGAUUGACCGAGAGUCUAUUUUGCAAAGACUGGAUCACCUAGAAGAAGUAGUUUACAACCAACUCAAUGGCUUAGCAAAACCCAUGGGACUCGUGGAAGGACCUGGUGGGCUUGGGCAAGGUGGAAUGGCUGCAACUUUGAGAGAUGAUAGCCAUGAAUCAGAAACCAAAUAUGAAGAAUAUGGCUACAAUGCCCAGUUAAGUGACAGAAUCUCACUGGACAGAUCAAUUCCAGAUUAUAGACCAAAAAAGUGUAAACAGAUGAAUUAUCCAGAUGAUCUGCCACAGAUUGCUGUGGUCUUUAUUUUUGUAAAUGAAGCUUUGUCUGUUAUCCUACGUUCAGUACACAGUGUGGUCAACCAUACUCCAUCUCAUCUACUCAAAGAGAUCAUCCUAGUGGAUGACAACAGUGACAACGUCGAACUGAAAUUCAACUUGGAUCAAUACGUGAACAAGAGAUACCCUGGCCUUGUGAAAAUAGUUCGCAAUAACAGAAGGGAAGGUCUAAUUCGAGCUCGGAUACAAGGAUGGAAGGCAGCCAGUGCACCAAUAGUUGGAUUUUUUGAUGCGCAUGUGGAAUUCAACACUGGAUGGGCUGAACCUGUGAUCACAAGGAUCAAAGAAGACAGAAGAAGAAUCCUUUUACCAGCAAUUGACAAUAUCAAAUACAACAGCUUUGAGGUGCAGCAAUAUGCUAACGCUGCACAUGGAUAUAACUGGGGCUUAUGGUGCAUGUACAUUACUCCUCCUCAGGACUGGCUAGAGAAAGGGGAUGAGUCUGCUCCAAUCAGAACCCCGGCCAUGAUUGGAUGUUCCUUUGUGGUUGAUCGAGCAUACUUUGGAGACAUUGGGCUGCUGGAUCCUGGCAUGGAGGUGUAUGGAGGAGAAAAUAUUGAGCUUGGCAUGAGAGUUUGGCAGUGUGGGGGAAGUAUGGAAGUUUUGCCUUGCUCAAGAGUUGCCCAUAUUGAACGCACAAAGAAGCCUUAUAAUAAUGACAUUGAUUACUAUGCAAAGCGUAACGCCCUACGUGCUGCAGAGGUCUGGAUGGAUGAGUUCAAGUCCCAUGUUUAUAUGGCAUGGAACAUACCAAUGACAAACCCUGGGGUGGACUUUGGUGAUGUCACUGAAAGACUGGCUCUUCGACAUAAACUGCAGUGUCGUAGUUUCAAAUGGUACCUGGAAAAUGUAUAUCCAGAAAUGAGGAUUUACAAUAAUACUAUUAACUAUGGUGAGCUUCGUAACAGUAAAGCAACAGGCUAUUGUUUGGAUCAAGGUUCUGAAGAUGACAACAAAGCCAUUUUGUACCCUUGCCAUGGCAUGUCCUCCCAGUUGGUACGAUACAGUGCUGAGGGGCUGCUGCAGUUAGGUCCCCUUGGCUCUACUGCCUUCUUACCUGAUACGAAGUGUCUCAUUGAUGAUGGCAAAGGAAGAACCCCUACUCUUAAGAAAUGUGAUGAUGUUCCAAGACCAACACAGAAACUCUGGGAAUUCACACAGAAUAGCCCGAUUGUCAGCAAGGACACAGGCCGCUGUCUGGAGGUAGAGAUGUCCAAGGAUGCCAAUUUUGGACUGAGGCUGGUGGUGCAGAGAUGCUCUGGACAGAAAUGGAUUAUAAGAAACUGGAUAAAACAUGGUCGGAAUUGA